Molecule: messenger RNA, 354 nt
Organism: Lactuca saligna
Lineage: Eukaryota; Viridiplantae; Streptophyta; Magnoliopsida; Asterales; Asteraceae
Source: the annotation of a GenBank genome assembly
AUGAAAUCGGAAGAAGACUGCAUUUACAACAGAGAAUUUCAGUCAAUGGUAGACGGCAGUGGCAGUGGCAGUGGCAGUGGCGGCGGCGAUGGUAAAGAUUACGGUGGAGGACAAUUUAGUAAUAAAAAGAGAAGAUUAAAUAAUCAUCAACAUAAUUAUCAUAAGCUUGAACAACAAAAAGAAAGCAUAAUCAAUGAGGUGCUACCAGAUACAGUUUUACUUACUGAAAUUUGGGCAACAAAGAUGGCAUGUAUUGAGAGCACAUAUGCUAUGAUCCAAGGUCUUGAUAUUCCGAAUGUUGCCCUUCUUUGUGAAGCUGAUGUGAUUGGUAAGAACUACUUGAUCCAUUACUGA